Molecule: messenger RNA, 935 nt
Organism: Eublepharis macularius
Lineage: Eukaryota; Metazoa; Chordata; Lepidosauria; Squamata; Eublepharidae
Product: cystatin-like
Exons: 3
Coding region: 1-456 (151 amino acids)
Cellular component (GO): extracellular exosome
Molecular function (GO): cysteine-type endopeptidase inhibitor activity
Source: RefSeq, a predicted model, not a curated record
AUGGCGGUCGCGUUGCGGGGCUCCUCCGAGCGCGGGGCGCGCCUCCUUGCCCUCUCGCUGCUGCUGCUGCUGGCGGCCACGGGCCAGGCGAGAGACGUACCCGGGCGGCUGGUGCGCCUUCCCGUCUCCGCUCCAGACGUGCAGGUUGCGGUGGCGUUCGCUGUGAAGGCUUACAACGAGGCCAGCGCCAAGUCCUUUUACAGCCGGGCGCUGCGGGUGCUGUUGGCGUCUCACCAGAUGGUGGCAGGUAGUUUGUAUUAUCUGACAAUCGAGCUGGUGAACACAACGUGUGAAAAGAAUGAGAGGGCACAACUGAUGCCAGCGGACCUGGAGCGAUGCCCAUUGCCCCCAAAGGCAGAGCAGCAGAAAGAAAUCUGCAAAUUUCAGAUCUGGACUCGUUCUUGGCUAAGUGACACCCGUUUGACACAUAUGAGCUGCGAACCCACUCAUUCUUGAGUCGCACACCUGACUGCUAGUGAGAAGAGCCUGUGCCACUGAAUUCUUGGCAGUUAGGCCAAGCUGCCUGCCCUCCGUUACUGCCUCCAGAAUUCACCUGGCGGAGAUGAGAAGACAGGGUCUGGAGUUUUGCCUGCUAGUUGAUCACACGGAAGCCAAACAUGAUGUUCCUCUCGUAGUCUUUAAGGUGCCACCAACACAAUUUACUUCCAGCAUAAGCUUUCGUGGACCACGGCUCGAGAUGCAAAAACAGAUUGUGGCUUUAUCUUCCUCACAUCUGUCAAGAGGUUAAUUCUGCAACUGCUCCUCUUUGUGUACCCACCAGAACCUUGAAUGUUUAUUUAUUCAUUUACAUUAUUUAUAGUUUGCCUUUCUCACUGAGACUCAAGGCAGAUUACAGUGUGUAAUUCAAUACGGUCAAACGUGGAAUAAAAUGUGCAAGGGUGCUGUUUUAUUGUUCACAACAAAAUAGCCCAGUA